GAUGUGGCUAAAGUUGGGGUAAAAGGUCGAAAAACGAGAGAGAGAGAGAGAGAGAGAGAGAGAGGUUGAGUUGAACAAAAAACUGCUGUAAACACCUACAGAGAGCUCAAGAAGAAGAAAUAUCAAGUGUGAAGUGACACUGACACUGCACCUCUUUCUUAACUUCGAGCUACGAGACUCCAUUUUUCUUAGUAACCAAGAAAGAAAACGGUUACACAAGUUUGAUGAGAAAAACACAAAGAGAGUGAGAGAAAAUGGAGAGGAAAGAAAAAGCAAGAUCGAAAAAGCAAGGAUUAAUGGUUAAAAAUUUGAAGAGUGUUUUGGUGGGGAAAAGAGGAGGAAGAGGGCCCUGUACUCCACCACCCAGAUGGAGGUUAGAGUUUACUACUACCGACUUUGAAGAUAACAACAAUAACAACCAUCAUAGAGCCAGUACGGAAUUUCUCACUAGUACUACACCAACGGUCUCUGCUAGGCAGCUGUGCGCCAGUCUCUGGGAUUUAGAGUCUCAUCGCUCUUCACUUGCUAAAAGGAGCAAAGGAGGAGUAAGAAUCCGCCGCCGCCAACUCAAGAGUAAUGGGUUUAAGCUUCCCGUACAUCUUGCCCAUCUUUCUAAUGCCAACCUUGACAAUGAAGAUGAAGCUGAACAAGAACAAGAGCCCGCAAAUUUUAACAGCUUGAGCAGAGCUUCUUCAGGAUCUGUUGUAAAACAUCAUCGAUCAUCACUUGACAGAAGCAACUGUGCUUUGCAACCUGUUUCUCCUCCUAGUUAUGAAAGUAGUUCGAUGGAGGUGGGACCUUAUAAGCCUGCUCUUACCCCCACCACCAGUUCCUUGGAUUUGAAGCUUAGAAUGGGUGAAUAUAGCCUUAAAACUUCAACGGAGCUACUCAAAGUGAUUGACAGGAUAUGGAGUCUUGAAGAACAACAUGUGUCUAAUGUAUCGUUAGUAAAAGCGCUGAAAAUGGAACUAGAUCAUUCACGAGCAAGAAUUAAAGAGUUGCUGAAAGAAAAGCAAUCAGAUAGGGAACAAAUGGAUGAGUUGAUGAAGCAAGUUAAGGACGAUAAACUAGUUAGGAAGAGUAUGGUGCAAGACCGAAUUAGAGCAGCAGUGCAGUCAGUUCGGGAUGAGCUAGAAGAUGAGAGGAAGUUAAGGAAGCGUUCAGAAGGCCUGCACCGGAAGCUAGCUCAUGAGCUUUCUGAAAUAAAAUCUUCAUUUUCCAAUGUUUUGAGAGAUCUUGAAAGAGAGAGAAAAGCAGGAAUCCUGUUAGAAAACUUGUGUGAUGAGUUCGCAAAGGGAAUAAGAAAUUAUGAACAGGAGGUUCGGUCCCUGAAGCACAAGCUUGAGAUGGAUCAAAGAGGCAUUGACAAGCCUGAGAAGUUAAUUCUCCAUAUAUCAGAAGAGUGGCUUGAUGAGCGAAUGCAAAUGAAGCUAGUCAAACCGGAAAACAGUCCAGAAAAAGUUACAAUAGUGGACAGGCUAGGUUUCGAAAUAGCAACCUUUCUUCAAGCUAAACAGACAGUUUCCAGGGAAAAUGGUCAUUUUUCGACAAAGGAAGAACAUUGUAUUCAUCGACAUUCAUUGGAGUCAUUUCCACUGAAUGAAGCUGGAAGUGCACCUCGUCAUUUAGGCGAUGAAGAUUCUACUGAUGGUGAUUCACACUCUUUAGAGGUAAUCAAGAAAACAGCAGGCGUCAAACAGAACAAAAGCAUUGAAAGACAACAUAGUAAAAAUACUUCAGAAGGUCAUCGUGAAGGAUUGUUGAAGUCUAAUUCUGUGAGGAAAAAAGUUCGGUCACAGGAACUGAUCAAGGGCAGUAGCCACCCUGGGGAGCGAUUGACUAGAGCCAUGUCAUGUAAUGGAAACAAAUUUGCCUUUGUGGAUAAAGAUAAAAUGGAAAGAGAGAACAUAGAAGCAACAGAUGAUCUUGGAAAGUCUGAAUUGCCCAAGACAUUGAAAUCAGAUCAUGCGGUAGACAAAUUGAUUCGAAACCGUUCUUUGUCACUUGAAGCCAAUAAGAAGCAUUCUGAAAGUUGCUGCAGGGAAAAAUCUUGUUUGCAGUCUGUAUUGGCUGGUAAUGCUAGUCCAAUACAGCAGUGGAAGUCUAAAUUGGCAACCCCAGAUUUUGAAAAUUCAGAAUCUUCUUUGAGAUGGCCUCAGGAACUAAAUGAAAACACCUUGAUGGCAAAACUAAUUGAAGCCAGGUUAGAAAGAAGAAGGCGUUCGAGCUCAAAACCUUCAAAAGGCUCCAUUUAGUUUUGGACUUUACGACUGGUAUUUGCUCUUGGUAAAAGCUGGUCUAAACAUUUUAGUACGCAAUGGAAACACCCAAAAAAAAUCCUUUCUCCUAUUUCUAAGCCAUUGUAGAAUCACAACACUUGUACAUACAAACUGCCUCCUUGUUAUGUUUUACAUAUUUAUUUUGAUUCAUUUCUGAU
Humulus lupulus (European hop) is the source of this 2437-nucleotide messenger RNA. RefSeq lists its product as uncharacterized. Lineage: Eukaryota; Viridiplantae; Streptophyta; Magnoliopsida; Rosales; Cannabaceae. The record is from RefSeq and is a predicted model, not a curated record. The transcript is spliced from 3 exons. The coding region runs from base 255 to 2255 and encodes 666 amino acids.